This is a messenger RNA of Amphibalanus amphitrite, 2786 nucleotides long. Its product is annotated as inositol 1,4,5-triphosphate receptor associated 1-like. The coding region runs from base 1260 to 2579 and encodes 439 amino acids. The record is from RefSeq and is a predicted model, not a curated record. The transcript has 9 exons. NCBI's taxonomy places the organism in Eukaryota, Metazoa, Arthropoda, Thecostraca, Balanomorpha, Balanidae.
AGUGAGAGCAGAGGUCGCCGCUCGGUAUACGUGACCGUCACUGACGGCCGGACCCCACCUGCGGUCCAGCUCAGCGCCGCAUUAGCCGCGUCUCAGCUCAAGUGCUCUCCGCGGGUGUUCCCUCUCCUGUGAGCAGUCUGGGUAUUAGCGGCCAUAAAUUACCUGCGGCCCGCACCAGUGUCGGAUUACCACCUCGUGUCGGAUUACCACGAGGUGCUAAUCCGCCGACAGGGUCUCAUUAUGGACCAGGGGUGUCCCGUGGUGCGGCCACCUCAUCUCUCCAUAACCGGCACUAAUCCGGUGACUGGCUCGGCUCCGGAGUCCGCAGCGGUGACCGCAGUGCAGUGUUCGGUUACUCGCCUUCUCUGCGCCGGCGAGUGAGACAUCCACCCUGUCUGAGAGCCCGCCGAGCUCCCGCCGAGCAGUCGACACGCUCACACCUUCUCUGACACGCGCCUCGCCGACCCCCCGCUGUGCCAGUCGAGGUUCGCCGCUCCCACCGCCGAAGUGUCGUGAGAGCUCGCGGGCGCAGGCCGCAGCUCAGCCGGCCGGGAGUUUCAGUUGUCUGCCGCGUGGCGGCGCUAGCUGCACCUCCCACCUGAGCGGGGGGCGGGGUGCACGGAGGCGGGCCACGCGAGGCUCGUGCGGCAGACUGGCGUGUCGACGGCGGUGGGAAGCCAUGCGGGCUCCGCUCGACGGCCCCGUGAGCGAGGUGCGGUGUGGCUACAGUGAGAGGGGUGAGCAGGUGAUGGGUGAGACGGUGAGCUCGGCGAGUCAGAAAUAGUGAGACCGGUGCCGGAGUGGCUGCGAGCUGUGAGCAGUGUGAGGUCAACCGUGAACAGUGUGUGUGGGGUCAACUGUGUUGUGCUGUGAUACUGGGGAAAGGCUACAGUGUGCUGGCUAUUCCGAAAUACGACGGUCAGCCUGACAGUCAUCUACAUGAGGGAUAGUGACUGUGGCCUCUGCAUCAGUGCCACCCGUGAAACGACGGCUGUCAGCAGAACAGUGAAAAGUUCUGAAAUCUGAGUCGAGUCUGACAAAGCUUCAACCGCUAGUUUACGCGGUGGCAGCUCACCAAUAUCAGUAUCAAACCCUUGUCAAUCAGCUUUCGGCGAUAAAUCAUCAACCAAGCCGAAAGUCACCGCAGACGGUCGAACUCGAAUGUGAGGUGAAACUCUCCCAGGACACCGAUCACCCCGUCCCCGAGGGAAGUCACUGACAGGUCACGGAUAUCACCAGUGACCACUGCAGCGGCUGCGAUGCGCCGCUCCAUCUCGGAGGUGUGGCCGGUGGGUCUGUCCGGCCCGGUACCGCCGCGCUCCUCCUCUUUGCGUCGCUCUCUCUCGGAGGUCGCUGAAUGUGUGACCCCGUGCGGUGAUGAUACCGACGGGCCGACCUCCCUCCUGCCGGGAGGGGGUGAUGACGGCGAUGACGCCCGUGACCUGGUGAGACUGACGGCGUCAUCGGACGGCCCCAGUGCGACAGAGGCGGCGGAGAAGCUGGUGCACCUGUACCAGGUGGUGGAGAGGGUGACCAACAAGUGCUAUGUCUCCGACAGGAACGCCAACAAUACCGCUGAGAAGGACCUGGAGAACAAGUUCAGCUCGCUGGCGCUGGCCUUCAAGACGGAUCGACUCACCCUUCAGGAGCGUCUGGACGUGCAGCGGCGACACCGGGAUCAGGCGGAGCACAACCUGGAGCUGGAGACGCAGCGGUUCAGGGACCAGCUGAUGCAGCAGCUGAGUCAGUGUGAUGAGGACCGUCCUGCGCACCUCAAGUCCCUGCAGCGGCAGGUGGAGAUCUUCAAACAGAUCUCGCAGCGACUCUCCAGCACAGCAGAGGUGCUAGGCGCUGUGCAGCAGGAGCUGCGCGUCUCACACGCCGUCGAGGUGAUGACCCAGCACGUAGAAAACCUGCGCCACCUCUACGACCGCGAGCACGCCGAGCUCGAGGAGGCACGCCGCGUGCUCGCCUCGCACAAACUCGCCCUGCAGGAGCCCGGGGCGACCAAGGCGGGCCCUCCCGGCCGGCGACGAGCCUCCAUCGCCGUGUUCGCCGCGGGUAGAGGCAGUCCGAGCAACGGAGAAGCCCGGCCGCCGACGGUGGCUCCGCCCAGUGGCUCGCCGACGAACCAAUUGAUGCUGAAACGACGCAGAAACUCGGCCGAUGGAAAGAGUUUCGACUCGAUCACAGAGGAGAAGGAAGAGGAACGAGAGCAUGACGACACUGGAACGAAGCCGGAAACGGCGUCAGACGAGCUUUACAGACCGGACGAGGAUGAGCUGAGGUCACACGUGGAGUCAGCUGUUUCGGAUGAGCUGGCCUCUCUGCGCUCUGAACAGGAGCAAUUGGCCAAUGACCUGCGCACGCUGCUCUCCCGACAAACGGGAGCAGUCGUCGAACAGACCUCCAUCGCCGGCCGAGUGGUGUGGGACCUGGUGCGCGCGUGGCCCUACUCGCGGGAGGAGACGGCGCACCACCUGCGGUUCUGCUGCGGCGGCCUGUUCCUGGUGUUGGCAGUGCUGGUGCUACUGGUGCCACCCGCCUUCGGCCUGCGGGGACACCAGCGGGACGUCUAGGAUGGCCAGGAAUGGUCUAGGAUGGGCGCCCCGGCCCGAUAUACAUACAGAGACGGGGGAAGCGUCCGCUGGCGCCCCGCCCCGACUGGCCGGCGGCUCGACGGAGACCCUGCGGUCGGGGCCGUCACGUCGGCAGCGUGUUGUUUGUGUACUGCUUGUGUUGUAUUGAUGUAUUUAUCGCCCGAAUAAAUAUCGGCUUGUUAUGAG